AUGGUGGAUGCCUCUGUUCCAUUUAAUGCGGUUAAUUCAGCUUACUAUCAGCCAAUGAUUGAUGCUAUUGCAAGCAUGGGUGCAGGGUAUAAAGGGCCAAAUUAUCCAAGAGUCCGUGGGUAUUUGUUGAGUAAAUUAGUUGAGGAUGUGAGGAAAAUGAUUGAUGGUUAUCGUGAGAUUUGGAAGCAAACUGGAUGCACUAUUAUGGCCGAUGGAUGGACUGAUCGUUGUAGGCGUACUUUGAUUAAUUUUUUAGUUUAUUGUCCUAAAGGAACUGUUUUUCUAAAGUCGGUUGAUGCUUCUAAUAUCUCAAAAACUGCUGAAAAUUUGUUUAAGUUGUUUAGGGAUGUUGUAUUGUUUGUUGGUCCUGAGAAUGUUGUGCAUAUUGUAACGGACAAUGCUGCAAACUAUGUUGCUGCGGAAAGAUUGUUGGAGGCUGAGUUUCCUAAAUUGUAUUGGUCCCCUUGUGCAGCUCAUUGUGUUAAUCUGAUGUUUCAAGAUAUUGGGAAGUUGCAAGAAGUGAGUCAAACUGUGUCACAAGCUUUACUGAUCACUAAGUAUAUCUAUAAUCAUUGCUAUCCACUGUUCUUGAUGAGAAAGUUUACAGGUGGGCAGGAAAUACUUCGUCCAGCUCCAACUCGGUUUGCUACUAAUUUCAUUGCUUUGCAAAAUAUGUUAGCUCAAAAGGAUCCUUUGAGAGCUAUGGUGACUUCUAAAGAAUUUACAAGCUCAGCUUACUCCAAAGAAGCCAAAGCUAAGAAAUUUUUGGAUCAAGUCUUGGAUUCUAAAUUUUGGAGUCAAUGCACUGAUAUUGUUAAGCUUACCUCGCCACUUGUUCAUGUUUUACGUAUUGUGGAUAGUGAAGACAGACCUGCCAUGGGUUAUCUUUAUCAAGCUAUUUAUAAGGCUAGAGAAGAAAUGGUGAGGAGGUUUCAGAAAAGAAAGAAGGUUGUUGAUCCUUAUUUGAAGAUUUUGGAUACCCGUUGGGAUGCACAACUUAAGAAAAAUCUUCAUGCCGCUGGUUAUUGGUUAAAUCCAGCUUUUCGAUUUAAUGCUGGAGAAUUUGAAAAGCACAAAGAAACGAUUUCUGGCUUGUUGGAUGUCAUUGAGAAAUAUGCUUAUGAUGAUCAUGUAUUGAAUUCUAAGCUGACAAGUGAGAAGAGGAUCUUUAAGAAUGCUGAGAAAGAUUUUGGAAGACCCUCUGCAAUACAUGAACGAACCACUGUUAUGCCAGGUGAAAUUUCUUCAUAA
This is a messenger RNA of Arachis ipaensis, 1251 nucleotides long. RefSeq lists its product as uncharacterized. The record is from RefSeq and is a predicted model, not a curated record. NCBI's taxonomy places the organism in Eukaryota, Viridiplantae, Streptophyta, Magnoliopsida, Fabales, Fabaceae. Gene Ontology annotation, molecular function: protein dimerization activity.